Molecule: messenger RNA, 5633 nt
Organism: Morone saxatilis (striped sea-bass)
Lineage: Eukaryota; Metazoa; Chordata; Actinopteri; Moronidae
Gene: lamc1
Product: laminin, gamma 1
Source: RefSeq, a predicted model, not a curated record
GUGUAAACUGGGUUACUUCAACCUGGACCCCACCAACCCUCAGGGCUGCACCCCCUGUUUCUGCUUCCAGCACUCGUCUGUGUGCGACAGCGCCGAGGGCUUCAGCGUCCACAGCGUCAGCUCGUCCUUCUACAGAGAUGACGAACAGUGGACUGGUCAACAGCGUGAUGGAUCCAGCGUCUCCGUGCAGUGGUCUCCCAGCGGACAGGAAAUCUCCCUCAUCUCAGACGACUACUUCCCCAUGUACUUCAUAGCUCCAGAGAAGUUUUUGGGGAACCAGAUGCUGAGUUACGGACAGAACCUGAGUCUGAGUUUCCGUGUCGACCGGCGGGACACUCGGCUGUCGGCGGAGGAUCUAGUGCUGGAGGGAGCCAACCUGAGGGUGGCCGUCCCCCUCAUCGCUCAGGGCAACGCCUACCCCCAUGAGAACAUGCAGACAUACGUGUUUAGACUCCAUGAUAGCACUGACUACCCCUGGAGGCCAACCAUCAGCCACUCUGACUUCCAGAAACUUCUCCACAACCUGACCGCCAUCAAGAUCCGCGGCACCUACAGCGAGAGGAGCGCCGGUUACCUUGACGAUGUCUCCUUGGUGACGGCGAGGCGGGCUCCAGGAGUUCCAGCCCGCUGGGUGGAGCAGUGCACCUGUCCUCAGGGUUAUCAGGGUCAACACUGUGAGCAGUGCACUCUGGGAUAUCGCCGCGCCCGUCCAGAGCUCGGAGCCUUCAGCCCCUGUGAGCCCUGCAACUGUAACGGACACAGCGACGACUGCAACCCCAACACAGGAGCGUGUGACUGUCGGGACAACACGGCCGGUUUGAGCUGUGAGCGCUGUAAAGACGGUUUCUAUGGCGACGCCACCCGGGGGACGUCAGGUGACUGUCAGCCAUGUCCCUGUCCGGCCGGAGCCACCUGCGCCGUUGUCCUCAAAACCAGAGAGGUGGUCUGCACCAACUGUCCCGCAGGAACCACAGGUAAGCGCUGUGAGCUCUGUGAUGACGGUUUCUUCGGUGACCCUCUGGGUCAGAGCGGGCCAGUGCGAGCCUGCCGCGCCUGCAAGUGCAGUGACAACAUCGACCCCAACGCCGUCGGCAACUGCAACCGCGAGACCGGAGAGUGCCUCAAGUGCAUCUACAACACCGACGGCUUCUUCUGCGACCGCUGCAAGGACGGUUUCUACGGCAACGCCCUGGCCGCCAACCCUGCCGACAAGUGCAAACCCUGCUCCUGCUCGCCAUCCGGUACCGUCGACCGUCAGACCGGCUGCUCGCAGGUCACCGGUCAGUGUCAGUGCCUCCCCAACGUCGCCGAGCGCGACUGCAGCGCCUGUCAGCCCGGCUUCUUCAACCUGCAGAGCGGCAAUGGCUGCGAACGGUGUAACUGCAAUCCGAUUGGCUCCACCAACGGCCAGUGUGACAUCACUACGGGACAGUGCGAGUGUCAACCCGGCGUCACCGGCCUGCACUGCGAACGCUGCGAGGUCAACUUCUUCGGCUUUAGCUCGUCCGGAUGCAAACCCUGCGACUGCGACCCUGAAGGCUCUCAGUCGGGUCAGUGUAAAGAGGACGGUCGCUGUGAGUGUCGGCCCGGCUUCGUCGGCGCUCGAUGUGACAUGUGUGAGGAGAACUACUUCUACAACCGCUCGGCUCCGGGCUGCCAGCAGUGUCCCUCCUGCUACAGUCUGGUCAGAGACAAGGUGAACCAGCAGAGGCAGAAGCUCCACGAUCUGCAGACUCUGAUCGAUAACCUCGGCUCGGGUCAGGACACCGUCUCCGAUAAGGCCUUUGAGGAUCGGCUAAAGGAGGCGGAGAGAGCCAUCAUGGAGCUGCUGGAGGAGGCUCAGACCAGCAAAGAUGUAGACAAAGGUCUGCUGGAUCGUCUGAACAACCUCAACAACACUCUGACCACCCAGUGGAACCGACUGCAGAACAUCCGCAACACGGUGGACGACACCGGCACUCAGGCCGACCGCGCCCGCAACCGAGUCCGAGACGCCGAGGACCUGAUCGACCGAGCCCGGCAAGAGCUGGACAAGGCCAAGGAUGCCAUCAGCAAAGUGGACAUCAAACCCCCCAGCGGCACCGGAGAUCCAAACAACAUGACGCUGCUGGCGGAGGAGGCUCGGACGCUGGCUGAGAAGCACAAGAUGGACGCCGAUCAGAUCGAGAAGAUUGCCAAAGACGCCAACGACACGUCGACCAAAGCAUACAACCUGCUGCUGAAGACCCUGGACGGCGAGGGCAAGACGAGUCAGGAGAUCACCGAGCUCAACAAGAAGUACAACGAGGCGAAGGAGCUGGCCAAGAAUCUGGAGAAACAGGCCAACAAGGUUCAGGCCGAGGCCGAAGACGCCGGAGACAAAGCUCUGAAGAUCUUCGCCAACCUUACCAGCCUCCCGCCGUUCGACACCAAGGCCCUGGAGGAUGAAGCCAGUAAGAUAAAGAAGGAGGCGUCGGACCUCGACAAACUGAUUGAUAAGACGGAGAAGGACUACAACGACCUCAGAGACGACCUGAAGGGCAAAGAGCAGGAAGUCCGUAAACUGCUGGAGAAAGGCAAAAGUGAGCAGCAGACUGCGGAUCAGCUGUUGGCUCGAGCCGACGCUGCCAAAGCUCUGGCUGAGGAGGCGGCCAAGAAGGGUCAGUCCACCUUCAGAGAGGCCGAGAGCAUCCUGGAAGACCUCCGAGACUUCGACAAGAGGGUCAAUGACAACAAGACCGCCGCCGAGGACGCCCUGAAGAAGAUCCCUGCCAUAAAUGCCACCAUCAUGGCCGCCAACGAGAAGACCAGGCAGGCAGAGGCGGCGCUUGGCAACGCAGCCGCAGAUGCCCGAGAGGCCAAGAGCAAGGCGGAGGAGGCCGAGAGGAUCGCCAGCAACGUGCAGAAGGGCUCCGCCAAGACCAAGGACGACGCGGAGAAGGCCUUGGAGGACACCAACAAGCUGGACAACGAGGUCAACGACAUGAUGACCCAGCUGGGCGCCGCAGAGCAGGAGCUGGCCAGGAAGAAGUCUGAGGCAGACCGGGACAUGAUGAUGGCUGGAAUGGCGUCAGACAACGCCAAGGAGGCUGAGGACAACGCCCGCAAGGCCAAGGGCGCCGUAAAGACGGUUCUGAGCACCAUCACCGCCCUGCUGGAGCAGCUGGGAAACAUUGACAAGGUGGACCUGAGCAAGCUCAACCAGAUUGACGAGUCCUUGAAGAGCGCCAAGGGCAAGAUGGCCAACAGCGAGCUGGACAGGAAGCUGGCGGAGCUGAACGACGUGGCGCGUACCCAGGAGGACAUGAUCAGCGACUACGACCGACAGAUCCGCGAGAUCCGCGCCGACAUCACCAACCUCAACGACAUCAAGAACACGUUACCCGACGGCUGCUUCAACACGCCGUCCCUGGAGAGGCCUUAACCCCGCCCUCCUCUGAUUCCCCCCCCUCCACGUCUAACACUCCGGCGAACACGCCGACUUUUACCAAAACAGUUUUUUUAAACCUUUUUUUGUUUUCAGAUUCUUGUCUUUGAAGCCAAUCUUUCAAACAUGGCAGUUUGCAAAAGAGAAGCAGCUUUUACUUUUGUUUUUGUCCAAGACGCAGUGACGUGGUUACGGUAGGAUGAACUAAGCGCCGUAGAGAAACCGUGCGGAGAAAAACCACAACCACAAACCCGACGUGACUGCACCCGUCAGGAGGAAGUUUCACCAACGCAGGAAGUUCCUCGCACUUGUUGGAACGUCCGCUCGUAUUUUCUGUGUCGAACCAGCCGUUACCCAUCAUGCCUGGGGAUGGCUACUUCAGUUCUACAGUUUUCAGUUAGCCGGAUGUUCGACUGUCAGAGCGCCACUAUGCUUGGCAUUGUUUUAUUUUCAGAAACCACACAGUGAAGGAAUCCUCUCCUCUUUUUUUGUUCUUAUUCUUUGCUCCCAAAGCUACGACAGUAUUUACACCUCCAACCAAUGGGAUGUGCUGCUGAGUGAAACCACGCCCACAAAAAAAAUGCAUUUCAAGAUCCGUGUCUCGGGUUAAUGUUAGAAGAUAUUAGCUUGUUUCCACAAGAUGAACGAGUCUUUGAGGACUUCAGGUUUCUCACUACGGUCAAACACCAUUUCUUGUCUGAUGUUUUAACACUACAGUCUGUUAUUAUCUGUCGUCCUCCAGAAGUCGCUGCUUGUCACUGGUGUUUCUACCCACAGACGUAGAAACGUAGAUAUUCUCCAUUUGACGUGCGUCUGAGUGGUCGCCAUAUUGCGGAGCUCAAUACAAGCUAGUUAUCAAUACUGUGAGAUUCAGACUGCACUACAAAAUCCACUAACAUGAUACUGGUUGGAAUUAAUUCAAUCACUGGGGGGAUCAUUUUUUGGUACAGAAAUCCAAAUUUUUAGACAAACUGACAAUGUUUCCUGUUUAUAGAUCGGAGCCUGCAGUGGAGUUCUCCCCCGAGUGACUGAAUUAAUUCCGGUAUCAGGAUAAAUUUGUCACCUUUAUAAACGAACCACAUUUAAUGAAAAUCGGUACAGAAUAAAGCAAGUUAUAGUGGAUUUUGUAGUGCCGUCUGAAUCUCUCAGCAUUGUUAACUAGCUUUUAUUGACCUCCACAGUAUGGCGGAGGUCACAGGCGGCAAUGAGUAUAUAAUAUCUACAUUUCUAUAUCUCUGUUUUUACUGAUCACACGUUAACAUUUUCUUCCAGGCUAAAUCCAACACUAUGCAACUUUGUACAUUUUGCGUAGCGAGAAUUUUAUCUGAUACACUGGUGCUAAUAAUUAUUUCAAAUGUUAUAUUUUUGUGUGAAUGUUUUUUAUUAUGACAUAGAGUGAGGAAUUUGUUAUUUGUGUAAAUAUAUGCUUAAAAAAAAUGAUUCAGGAGUGGCUGAUUUUAAGAAAUAAAACUCCAACAUGCAAACAGCCACGUUAAGUUUUAUCACAAUCAAUCAACUGAAACCUCCAGGUUAAAUAUAUAUAUAAAUAUCUAUGAUAACGUCUGUGGUAUGUUAUUAUUAUAAUACGCUUGCUUGUAUACACGGCUCAGUGUUGCUGCCUCAUAGCGAUGCCAAUAUUUCAUGUUUUAUUGAUUCUGUGGGUUUUCACAUGUUAAUUCAACCUAACUGAAUAUUUUUUGUUUAGUUUCUUUUUGAGAUUUGACCCUUUUUACCGAUCAGGACACUCAGUCGCACGUUGCUACAGUAGUUAUUAAUUAGUGUUUUGUGCCUUAAUAUAAAGUAAUCACAGUCCCAAUGAGGGCGUCAAUGUUUUAUUUCACAAAAAUGUCCUUGUCACACCGUCUCCUCACGUCGGUACUGAAGCAGGGUCUUCGUAAAAAACCAGGUCCUGAACAGAGAAAACUUCUCCAGCAGAUCGAAUAUUGAGAAUCUGAACUGGACUCGUUAUCGUCCCUCCAUCCAGACGGCGCUCUGCCGGCUGUGCAGCGCACACAGACAUGAUGUAUAAACAGUAUUUUAAGUUAUAAUGUACCAGUUAUUUGUAUUGUAACCCUGUUGUCUUAGAUGGUGAUGUAUGUGCUGCGCAGCCUGCAGGACUCCUCUGCACCGUGUCUCCAGCCCUGUGAGGACCUGAACGACCCUGUUUGUUCACAUGUGCCUGUAAAUCCAAACUUAACAUUUGAAUAAUAAAAAAUUACUACAGGAA